AUGGAUAUUCAUAAUAGGAAUAAAUUAUUGCUUGAUCUUAAAACGAGUUUAUUUCUCCCUCCCUUUAAUGAAGAAUUGUAUUCAACCUGCACCACAGAUCAUCAGAAAUCGAUAAAAGAAAUCUAAGAAAUUUAUAAGUAAUUACAUUCUAUCAAGACUUAGACUUCGUAAUGAUCCCGAAUUAGCCGAUAAAAUUAAACCCAUCAUCCAAUUAAAAAUAAAGGAUGUGGAAAGAACUAAAAGGGUUCAAUUGGCAUAUUUAAUGCAUAGAGUAUUUUGAUAAUUAAAAAUAGAUUAACAAAAUAUAGUCGUAAUACUUUGUGGAUUCUGGUCAAUUGAGUAGUGAUCACAUCGAUCAGCUAUCCAAAAAUGAAAAGGAUUACUAUAAAUUUUUUGACCAAUUAGUCAAAAAGUAUGAAAAUGACAUUGAGACCAAAGUUAGUUAAGUAAAUAUGAAUUGUUUACAAAUAUUAGAAUAUAUUGCCGCCAUCAGAAGUAUUUAUUGAAGUGAGAGUGAUAAAAUAAAUUGGAAAUAUCAUUACACAAGAUGGCGAUGAACUUGAUUUAGAAGAAGGAACACAAUAAUUAGUGAAGAAAUCAGAUGUUAUCAAAUUUCUUUAAGAAGGCUCUCUUGUUUAAAUAUGA
Molecule: messenger RNA, 645 nt
Organism: Paramecium octaurelia
Lineage: Eukaryota; Ciliophora; Oligohymenophorea; Peniculida; Parameciidae
Source: the annotation of a GenBank genome assembly